Molecule: messenger RNA, 1767 nt
Organism: Pangasianodon hypophthalmus (striped catfish)
Lineage: Eukaryota; Metazoa; Chordata; Actinopteri; Siluriformes; Pangasiidae
Gene: bsk146
Product: brain specific kinase 146
Exons: 4
Coding region: 269-1447 (392 amino acids)
Biological process (GO): peptidyl-threonine phosphorylation; peptidyl-serine phosphorylation
Molecular function (GO): ATP binding; protein serine/threonine kinase activity
Source: RefSeq, a predicted model, not a curated record
GAAGCCUUGGUUUUCAGCUCGAGAAGGACAAUAGCGGCGGAGCGGAGAGAAAUUACUGCACAGUCUGGACCAGUGAAACACCACAAAUGCGGAUAGAGGAAAAACAAACACACGCCGGUAUUUGGGCAAGAAGGGAAUGUCUGGUGUUUACUGAGGGAGGGAUAUAUAUUUCUGGCUUGAACAGGCAGAAUAAGAAACACGGACUGAUUUAAUGUAACGUUAAGUGGUUGCCAGCACUCUCACUCUCCACACCUGCUCCUGUGGAAAAAUGAGCUCCUCUCCUGUCGUGUCUCGAGUGUCUGUCGACAUCCUGGAGGAGCUGCAGCUCUUCGCCGCUCAGAACCUGGAGAAGCUCGAGGUUAACAAGUACUAUGAGGUUAUCCGAGAGCUGGGUAAAGGCACCUAUGGCAAGGUGGACCUGGUCAUUCAUAAGAUCAGAGGUACCAAGAUGGCACUAAAAUUCCUCAAGAAGAAAACCACUAAGCUAAAGAGUUUUUUGAGAGAGUACAGCAUCUCACUGUACCUCUCCCCAUGUCCCUUUAUAAUCAACAUGUUCGGUAUUGCUUUUGAAACAGAGGAUUACUACGUGUUUGCACAGGAGUAUGCCUUAGCAGGGGAUCUCUUUGACAUCAUUCCUCCACAGGUGGGACUUCCGGAGCCUGUGGCCAAGCGUUGCGUCCACCAGGUGGCCCUUGCCUUGGACUACCUGCACUGUAAGAAGUUGGUGCACCGCGACAUCAAGCCAGAGAACGUGCUGCUCUUUGACAGGGAGUGCCGCAGGGUGAAGCUCUCUGAUUUCGGCAUGGCGCGGUGCGCCGGCUCUGUGGUGAAGCGUGUCAGUGGCACCAUUCCGUACACAGCUCCCGAGCUGAGCGAUGCCUCCCAGCGUGAUGGCAUCUGUGUAGACUACAGCACAGAUGUGUGGGCCCUGGGUGUGCUUCUUUUCUGCAUGCUUACUGGCAACUUCCCCUGGGAGAAGGCCGUGCCCUCGGAUACGUUCUAUGACGAGUUUGCCCGCUGGCAGCGGAGGCCGACAGGCACGGUCCCCUCGCAGUGGCGCCGCUUCAGUGAUGAGGUGCUAAUCAUGUUCCGCAAACUACUGGCCCUGGAGAGGGAACGCCGCUGCUCUGUCAAGGAGGUGUUCGCCCAUUUUGGCCAACGCUGGAUGCUGGAUGUAGAAGCAGGCAGAGGCGGGGGAGGAGGACACCACCAGGUGGCGCACAGCUCUUCUUCAGAGGAGGAGGAGCUGCUGGUGGACCGGAUGAAACAGCAGACCCUCUCACCAGGCAAGAAUGGUCCAGUGGAAGCAGGAAUGGCCGCUCAUCACUUCAGCUCAGUGUCCACCAACAGCUCGGUGUCAUCCACUACCAGCUAUGAGCGUAUGCCCAGAGACAACGCCACCAGCAGCCGCAUCCUUGUCACUACACCGAUCGAGAUCUGUGUGUAGAGCUCACCACCGUACAUAAACGAAAACACGGUUUCCUUACCUGAUAAUACAUUUUCUCACACCUUCAUAAAAAAAUUUAUCGCAUAAGUAAACCAUCUUUCAAGGGUAUUAUAACACCGCUGAGUGUGAAUGAAGCAAAAAAUUAGAUACACCCUCUAAUUUAUCGAGCUGGUUUUGUGAUUAUUGUGAGUUUUUUUUUUUCAAACAAGGACACAUUGCACUCUUUUGGGAAAGAUCUUCCUCAGUGGAAUUCCUUUAAGAAAGGAAGUGCACAGAAGCUGCAAAAUAGACUAAUACAAUAGAUGCACCACUAAAGCAGA